Molecule: messenger RNA, 474 nt
Organism: Penicillium waksmanii
Lineage: Eukaryota; Fungi; Ascomycota; Eurotiomycetes; Eurotiales; Aspergillaceae
Exons: 1
Coding region: 1-474 (157 amino acids)
Source: RefSeq, a predicted model, not a curated record
AUGCAGUUCACACUCGCCUCCGUUUCCCUCCUUCUAGCUGGCAUGGCUUCGGCCAGCUCGUCCUCUGCGACCUUCACUCCUAUCACUUCCGUCCCCUUACCUCCAUCCAUCAACACUCCUGUCCCCUCCGCCGUGUCGAGUGCUAUCAAGGCUAUUCCAUCUGCCUCCUAUUCUUCCAUCGCUGCUGCCGAGUCUGCCGCCCAGGCUAGCACCAUCAACACCGACAAUUACGACUGUGUCUACCAGAUCUACGGAUGUGACUGGAAACAAUCUGAAUACGGCUACGGCAGUGACUACUGCGGGGUAUCGCCUUUCGAUGCUGGUCAGCAAUUGAGCGACGGCCACGUUGUCCUGGCCGUCUCCAAGGACGGCUCGGGCGAUUGUGCCUCCAAGGCCGGAAACUCGUGCUGCAAGUUGAUGUCCGAGUCACCCUGCAAGCGUGGCGAGAGGUACCUUGACUGUGUCAAGGGCUAA